Molecule: messenger RNA, 1086 nt
Organism: Humulus lupulus (European hop)
Lineage: Eukaryota; Viridiplantae; Streptophyta; Magnoliopsida; Rosales; Cannabaceae
Product: acid phosphatase 1-like
Exons: 3
Coding region: 148-924 (258 amino acids)
Molecular function (GO): acid phosphatase activity
Source: RefSeq, a predicted model, not a curated record
GAAUGAAAUUACUGUUCUGUACAAAAGGACCCGAAAAGGUCUUCUGUUUGUGUCUCUGCCUCCCUUUCCUCAUUCCAUUUGGUCUUUUCCAUACCUGAGAGAAAGCCGGGAAGCUCUCCGGGGAAGACUUUUCUCGGUUUUCCGGCAAUGGCCUCCGGAUCCGGUCGAGUUGUAUUCACAAUCCUUCUCUUGUUCAUCGGUCAAAUCCCUAGCGCUUUUCCCCAAAGUAUUAUCCAAAUCUUGCCGAAGAAGAAUCGAGUCUCCGACGAAAAUGCUUUGUACUGCGACAGUUGGAGGUUCUCCGUCGAGACGAACGACGCCGGUUAUUGGACGAAGAUUCCGACGAGAUGCCAGAGCUUCGUGAAGGAUUACAUGAUUGGUGACCGGUAUAGGUCCGACUCGGAGGUCGUUGCUGGUAACUCCUUGACGUUUGCUAAGUCUCUGGAGAUCGCCGGAGAUGGGAAGGACGCUUGGGUCUUCGACAUUGAUGAGACUCUUCUCACGAAUUUGCCCUACUACGAGGCACACGGGUUUGGAUCAGAGGCCUUUGACGAGAAAUCUUUUGAUGAAUGGGUGAAUUUGGCUGAGGCGCCUGCUAUUCCAGAAAGUUUGAGCUUGUACAAGGAUCUACAACAGUUGGGGAUUAAAAUUUUUCUUCUAACUGGGCGGAGUGAAUAUCAAAGGAAUGCUACGGUCGAAAACCUUCUUUCCGCAGGCUACGAAAAUUGGGAGAAGUUGCUUUUAAGGGGACCUUCAGAUCAAGGCAAACCGGCCAUUGUCUACAAAUCUGAAAAGAGAUCGGAUUUAAUAAAUGAAGGUUACACUAUUCAUGGGAGUUCAGGUGAUCAAUGGAGCGACUUGUUGGGUUUUGCAAUAGCCCAGAGAUCCUUUAAACUUCCGAAUCCAAUGUACUAUAUCGCCUGAACAAAAUAGAUCACCAAAUUUAAGACUAUUGGGUAAUUUGAUUGCUUGUUAUAAUUCUCUUGACAACUGUGAUGAUGGCGUAGUCAUUUGGUGAGUUGUGUUAGUAUUAUUCUUUAAUAAGUAACAUCAAGGUCUCAACAUUGAAAAUAAGAAUUUGAUCAA